Molecule: messenger RNA, 2234 nt
Organism: Ectocarpus siliculosus
Lineage: Eukaryota; Phaeophyceae; Ectocarpales; Ectocarpaceae
Source: the annotation of a GenBank genome assembly
AUGGCCAUUCACGAGACAGCGGCAUGGGCGGCCCUCAAGGAGCACGCGGCGUCCCUGCAAGGCGCGCACCUCCGCGACAUGAUGAGGGAUGAGGACCGCUGCGCCGCGCUUACGGCCGAGAGGGACGGCAUCCUGCUGGACUACUCCAGGCAGCGGGUCACCAACGAGACCAUGGACAUGCUGUUCAACCUGGCGGAGGCCGCAGAUCUCGCCGGUAAGCGCGCGGCCAUGUUCACCGGGGAGAAGAUCAACAACACGGAGGGGAGGGCGGUCAUGCACGCCGCUCUGCGGGCCCCCAGGGAAGCGACCAUGAACGUAGACGGCAAGAACGUCGUGCCGGACGUGCACUCUGUCCUGGACAAGAUCGAGGACUUCUCGGCACGCGUUCGUUCCGGCGUGUUCAAGGGAUGCACCGGAAAGCCCCUCCGCAACAUCGUCUCCAUCGGCAUCGGCGGUUCAUACCUAGGGCCGGAGUUCGUGUUCGAGGCCCUGAAGUGCGAGCCGGCAGCCCAGGGCGCGUCGACGGGGAGGACCCUGAGGUUCUUGGCCAACGUCGACCCGGUGGACGUUAGCCGUGCCAUUUCCGGGCUUAACCCCGAGGAGACGUUGGUGGUCGUGGUGAGCAAGACCUUCACCACGGCUGAGACCAUGCUGAACGCUCGCACCAUGAAGGACUGGCUCAUCACCUCGAUCAAGGGGAAGACCGCGGCGGAGAUCACUAGCCAGCAUAUUGUGGCGGUGAGCACUAGCGACAAGCUGGUGCAGGACUUCGGAGUCGAUGCUGCCAACAUCUUCGGCUUCUGGGACUGGGUGGGCGGAAGGUACAGCGUGUGCUCCGCCGUAAGCGUCCUGCCCAUUGCGCUGCACUACGGUUUCGACAUCGCGAGGCGUUUCCUGGACGGGGCCCACGACAUGGACAACCACUUCCUCAACGAGCCGCCCCGGCAGAACAUCCCCGUGCUCAUGGGCCUCCUCGGCGUUUGGAACUCCACCUUCCUGGGGCACGGCGCGCGCGCGCUGCUGCCGUACUCGCAGGCGCUGCUUCGGUUCGCGGCUCACAUCCAGCAGGUGGACAUGGAGAGCAACGGCAAGCGCGUCGCGCAGGAUGGGUCUGUGCUUCCCUUCGAUGCCGGGGAGAUCGGCUUCGGGGAGCCCGGCACUAACGGGCAGCACUCUUUCUAUCAGCUCAUCCACCAGGGAGGCGUGUUCCCCGCGGAUUUCGGGGGGUAUUGCACGUCGCAGUGCCCGGUGUUGUUGGAGGGGGACCCUGUCCCCAACCACGAGGAAUUCAUGUCCAAUUUUUUCGCCCAGCCGGACGUUUUGGCUUACGCCAAGACGGCCGAGGAGCUCGAGAAGGAAGGGGUGCCGGAGUGGUUUCGCCCGCACAAGGUAUUCACGGGGAACAGGCCUUCACUGUCCCUGCUGUUCCCGAAGCUGGACGCCUUCUCGUGCGGGCAGCUGCUGGCCAUCUACGAGCACCGAACGGCCGUGCAAGGCUUCGUGUGGGGGCUGAACUCGUUCGACCAGUGGGGGGUGGAGCUCGGAAAGAAGCUAGCGACCAAGGUGCGCACGGCCCUGUCCACCGCCCGUACUUCGGGAGGAGACGUGAGCGAGGGCUUCAACCCUUCCACUUCGACGCUGAUGACAUACUACCUUGCCAACGGCGCGAGCAAGAGCUAAGCUUGGCAGCGGAACACGCCGUCCCGUCCAGGAAGAGACGGCAGCAGGGGCGAUGGUCAGGGUUGGGUGGGCCUCUUGUUGUAGGUUUUUGUCGACGAAGGGGGAGGCGGGUGGUUGUUGGAAGUGUUUUCGUCUUUCGUUAUAGAUCUUGUGGCGGUGGUGUUAAAUCUUUGGGGGCGAGGGGCAUGAGAAAGGUGUGCGUAGGGUUCUUACAGUAUCGGUUGACAAUCGCCGUGUGUGGGUCUGAGCGGGGAAUGCUCUAUACUGGUCAUUUUUUUGUAUGAUUUUUUGUCUGAAUCCGUGUCGUAGAAUAUUGUCGCAAGUAUCGUUGUUCAUGGGAGCGACAGUUUUCCCUGCCUGCAUUUGUGUCGUAAAAAGCGUAGAUACGAGCUUCGGAUGUGGAUCGAGCAAGUGAGGCUUGGUUGGUAGAGGGGAUGAGAAAAAGAGAGGCCCGGGGGAUGUUUGUAGUCUGAGCAAAUCGCAAAAGUUGGGGUGCCUUCACGGAGAGUUGCAUCCCGGUUGAACAAUGUAAAAGGCACACAACCGGAAUCUGU